Hirundo rustica (Barn swallow) is the source of this 5441-nucleotide messenger RNA. RefSeq names its product makorin ring finger protein 2 (gene MKRN2). NCBI's taxonomy places the organism in Eukaryota, Metazoa, Chordata, Aves, Passeriformes, Hirundinidae. Gene Ontology annotation, molecular function: ubiquitin protein ligase activity; metal ion binding. The transcript is spliced from 8 exons. The coding region runs from base 80 to 1300 and encodes 406 amino acids. Gene Ontology annotation, biological process: protein polyubiquitination. The record is from RefSeq and is a predicted model, not a curated record.
CACGCCCCCUCCCUCCCGAGCCGCGGAACCUCCGUGCGCGGCGUGAGGAGCCGGGCGGGCGUGGCGGCGCGGCGGCGCGAUGAGCACGAAGCAGGUGACGUGCAGGUACUACCUGCAGGGCGUGUGUCGGGAGGGAAGCAAGUGCCUGUUCUCCCACGAUUUGGCCACCAGCAAAUCCUCCACCAUCUGCAAGUACUACCAGAAGGGGCAGUGUGCUUACGGCGCCCGCUGCAGGUAUGACCACGUGCGGCUCCCUCCGGGCGGAGCCGCGGCCCCGCCGCCCCCCGCGGCCCCGGGCAGCCCCCGGCCGCCCCCCGAGCACGGUCCCGCCGCCCCCCGCAGCAGGAGGGAGAAGAGGACGCUGGUGCUCCGGGACAGAAAUCUGUGCGGCUCCGGCGAGGAGAAGCAGCGUCCCGACGCCCCCGGGGCCGCAGGGUGCCGCGCCGACCCUGGGAACGGCGAGGAGGGCAAGCCCCACUCGUACCUGGAGGCCAUCUGCAGCGGGCUGGAGGAGCCGGGGCCCGGGGGCUGUCCCGGGGCCGCCGAGCAGCUUUGUCCCUACGCCGCCGCCGGCGCCUGCCACUUUGGGGAGCGCUGCCUCUACCUGCACGGGGAGCUGUGCCAGAUCUGUGGCCUCCAAGUGCUGCACCCCUUCGACCGGGAGCAGAGGAAGGCCCAUGAGAUGAUGUGCAUGGCAACCUUUGAGCACGACAUGGAGAGGGCCUUUGCCAUCCAGGCCAGCCAGGACAAGGUGUGCAGCAUCUGCAUGGAGGUGGUGUACGAGAAACCCUCGGCCUCGGAGAGGAGGUUUGGGAUCCUGUCCAACUGCACGCACACGUACUGCCUGUCUUGCAUCCGCCAGUGGAGGUGUGCCAAGCAGUUUGAGAACCCCAUCAUCAAGUCAUGCCCUGAGUGCCGGGUCAUCUCCGAGUUUGUCAUCCCCAGCGUGUACUGGGUGGAAGAGCAGGAGAAGAAGAAUGAGCUGAUUGAAGCGUUUAAGCAGGGAGUGGGGAAAAAGCCCUGCAAGUACUUUGAGCAAGGGAAAGGAACGUGUCCCUUUGGAGGGAAGUGUCUUUACCUCCACGCUUAUCCCGACGGGACCCGGGCUGAGCCCGAGAAGCCCAGGAAGCAGCUCAGCUCCGAGGGCACAGUGCGGUUCUUCAAUUCCGUGCGCCUGUGGGACUUUAUCGAGGACAGGGAGAGCAGGAGUGCGCCCGGCGCUGACAGCGAGGUGACGGAGCUGGGGGAGUUGUUCAUGCACCUCUCUGGGGCUGAGGAGGAUCCCCCUGCUGCCCAGUGAGCACACACAGCCCCACAGCUGCUCAUCAGCCAUGCUUUUACUCUCUCCAGCACACCUAAAACAAAGCGUGCUCUGCUGGUUACUUGUGCAGUCCUGGUAACGUUUUCAGGUAGUUUUUAUAUGGCAACAACAACAAAAAAGACUAAAAUAUGUUAAAAAAAAAUUUGGCUGCAUGGAAAAAAAAAAAUCCCUUAAUCCCAGGAGGGUCUUCUCCCUCUCUGGCUUAACAGAUGCUGUCUUGUGAGCUGAGUGGUAGUGUAAAUACAGGUCCAGUGAAAGCUUAAGCUGGUAAAAAACUGUUGCUAAAUAAGAGUUUGGGUGCUUUUGAGUGUUUUCCUCCACUAAAUCAGCUAAAUGUAUAACUACAAAAGCCACUGGAAAUAAUGGUCAGUGUAGGGUUUUACUCUUUCAAAAGGAACUGGUACACUAAACUUCAAAUAGCACCUGGAGUUCAGAGUGGAGCUUGGUGGAGUCUGGGUGUGUGGGGACUGGCUGGGCAGGGCCUGGCUCUCCAGGUGCUGCCAGGCCACUUCCCAGCCCUGUUUUCCACCUGUUCCAGUGCUCAGAGUCAGCAGUGGCUCCUGCUGGAGCAAUUCCUGAACUCCCUGCACAAAUGGGAGCUCAGAAGGUGCAGCACACCAGUGAGGUGUUCUCACUAAUCCUGGCCACGAGUGGCUCUGCAGCAGCUCAGUACCUCCAGUCCCCUUUUCCCCAGGAGGGCUGAGGGAUUAAUGCACUGCUGAGUUAACAGAACUGUUACUGAAUUCUGGCUUUGUUAAAAAUGGGAUUUCUGUUGGUGUGGCAAAGGCAGUUUGAUUUGUAAUCUGGUACCAGAAUUAUUUAGAAUUCAUUCUGCCAAGUCAUUUGUAUUAACUUUGCAGUUAAACCAAGAAGUCAGUGUGCACUCAAGUGCUGCUGAGUAACAGCAUGGACAACCCUGAGACACUGAGCAGUGUUUGUAAAUACAGAGGUGUGGGGUUUAUUUUCAAACAGUGUGGUUGCAAUGGAAGGCAGGUGUGUAACUGGUUUGGUUAUCUAUAGCAAUACAAAAGCAUAAAAAUAAUACUUCAAAAAUGUGUAAGAAAGCAAGGUGUGUAAUCACCACCCUUGGAUCAGUGAUGGUCAGAGUCUUGCUCCAUCAGGGGUGGAAAAUGAUGAAGAAAAAUGUGUUCAGAGACUUGGGCAGGAAGCUGCUGGGCCACCCCUGGGGUCUUGACACCAGGAUCUGGGUCUCUGAUGGGAGGGAACAGCAGGAACCUUCAUCAGGAGUCCACCAUCUUGAACUGGCACCAGAGCAGUGACUGCAGGAUUUCCCAUUCAACUGCUGUUGGCAUUUCUGGGUCAGGAGCUCCUCCCCUCUGCCCCUGCCAGCUGUGCCCUCUCUUCUGACCAGGAAAUUAAACUUUCCCUUCAUUAUUCCCCCCUGAAGUUAAUUUUUAGCAGUGCUCAUUGCAGUCAGGUCUGGCCUCGGCAGUGUCUGCAGUAAUUCCCAGUUCCUUGGUAAAACUGGCCCAGCAAAGCUCUUAGGUCCAGCUGGUCAGCACUAAUGACAAAGGAGAAUGGAAAUCAUCCCCAAGAGCGAUGUCACACACUAAGAUCAACACUGCAAGGGCACCCAAACGUCCUUUGUACCCCAGAACACUCCCCCAGCCCUCACCCUCCCACUGAAGCUCAUUUCCAUCUGCUCCUGCAUGUAAAUUUGUUUUUUUCCAGAAAGAAAUAUUGGCAGGCAUACACUAAAAAAAAAAAAAAAUCAAGGGAAAGGAUGUUCUUUACCUGAAACAAGACAUUCCUGAUUUACUUUACCCCAAGAAGCCAUGAGGAGUAGUCUGAAAUUGAAAAGUUAAAUUGUUCUUCAAAGCUACCCAGGUACUUAAAAUGUCUGAGUUUUUAAGUUCUUCACUCAGCACUUUUCAUUUAAUUGGAUAUCAAGUGCUGGUUAAAAUAAACCUACUUAUCAAAAAUACUUCAUUUUUUCAAGAGACACAUGAUCUGGUUUAAAACUCAUGGGUUAAUGGUUUCUUUUGGGAAAUCAGAGUUACAGUAAAAGCAGCUUACAUCUUCUGGGUUUUUUUCUUCCAUGUUUUAAGCUUAUAAUAAUGAAGUGAAAAUUAGAGAUAAAUAAUGUUUAGAGAGAGUUGCAGCCCAAAUACCAAUAAUAAUAUUAAAACCAUGCAGAACUGUAUGGAGCAGUUUCCUUCAAGUCUCAGUUUACUAUUUGGGAAGCAAAGCAUCCCCAGUUUUCACCCAGGAAUUAAUAUUCUACCCCUCUUCUGUUAUAGAAAAUCCUGAGGACAGACUGGAGGUGAUUCCUGUGUCUGGCUCUCCUCCCUUUCACAGGAGCUUUGUGGGGUUUUGCUGCUGCAGAGGAGAAGCUGCAGAGGCUUGUUUGGGCAUUCCAGGAGAGCUGGACACAGGGACUGUCACAAUUCCCAGCAAAGGCAGCAGCUCUGCCCAGCAGCUUUGGGUGGAGGUGCCAAAGGGCACAGCCACCCCCCGUCCCCAAGUCCCUGUGCACCCACAGAAAGGCAAAAUCCCAAACUGGGCUUCUGUUCAUGCCCUAAUAACCACAUUUCACCACCUCCUAAUUGAAAAAAAAAUCCAUUUUUAGAUGCAUCCACCUCUUCCUGUCCUUCAUGGAGUUCAGCCAACACAAAGAACUCACCUGCACCUCAAUAAACAAGAGACAAGAGAGCAAAAGUGGUGCAGGGCAAGAGCCUGAGCACAGCAGGGUGGGGAUCCAAAGCAGCUGCUGGUGGAAGAUCAUGACAGUAGGGAAAAGCUGUCUUGUCAUGUGACUGGAAAUGUAGAGAUUGUCUUAUCAAUUGUGUUUUUACUUGCACUGCUGUUACCACAGUUACUUUUUAAAAAUUAUUCAGAAUGUCAUUCCUCGAGUUUUCCAAAUGCAGAUGUCCCACUCGGAACUGUGGAUGGCUACAUUAAAAUGAUGACAUUGAAUCUUAAACCUAAAAUUUAAUUUAUUUUAUUAAAAUAAGAUAAUCAGAGGAACCUUGGCUUACAAUAAAUGCAUUUUCUCAGGAGCAAUAAAAACAAAAUUAAAACCCAAAUCAACAAGAAAAACUGUAUAUGCUCAGUUUCCUCUUGCUAGUGCAUCUCUUGGACGACAGCUUCCGCUGGGAUGCAGCCUGUGCAGGAGGUAGGAACAUCCCUCAGUCUUUUCCAGCCCCCAGCUCAGCAUUCCUCACUCACUCACCCCUGCCUGGGCUGCAGGAACAGGUCCAUAGUACCAAAGGCAGCUGGGAGGCUUCUCAAGAUGACCAAAGCAGGACUGGCUCACCUCCUUCUCUGAGCAGGACAAUUCACAACAGAUUCCAUCCUUUUGCAAGAGUUUUUCUUCUAUGUGCAAAACUAUUGCAAAACUAUUUUUUUUUGUGUGUUGAAUUAGCAUUUGAACUUAUUUCAUUGGCUUGGUGAAGCUCUUAGGCAGGAGCUGAUUUCCAGAGUUAUCUCCUCUUCCCGUUCUGGGCACAACUCCCCAGGGUGAGGUGGCACUUGCACGGGGCAGUCAGAGCACCAGAACGUCACCUGUCCUCAGAGCCACCUCACUGAGCACAGAGCACACCCAGCCACAGCCACUGCCAAAGAAACGGCCAUCGCUUCUGGGAAGAGGAAAAAUAAGGCUCAAGUGCAUCUAUUAAAAAAAUAGUAAUAGAUCUCUUGAUUUGUAGUCUGUUACCCUCUCCCAGAACAAGAGAUGGUAGCAAAGGCAAUGAGGAGCUGUGUCCCUGUGGGCUGAGAACUGCACAAAUCUGUAGCAGCUUCAUUGUAGAAGAGGGACGCAGAGGAUCCUGCGGGAGGAGCCCGGGCACCGUGGGAAGCACGAGUGGUGUUCCUCCUGCUGCUCCAGCCAGGGGAGCAGGGGCAGGAGCAGCUCAGGACACAGCUCAGAACACAGGCAGCCUGGUGGAGGUCAGCGUGCACGAGUUGAUGUCCUCGGUGUGGGCGGCGCGGUGCAGGGACGGCUCCGAGGCGCUGCGGUUGAUUUUGGGUAGAGAGUGCUGCAACAGCUCGAUGGACGAGAGGAUCUGGGGGGAAACAGCAGCUUAGAGAGGACUGUGGGACCAGCAGCUCCCUCUGUUUCCAUUUAAAUAUUCACUCAUUCAAUUCUCAUCCAAUCCAA